Leucoraja erinaceus (little skate) is the source of this 1514-nucleotide messenger RNA. It is a transcript of the gene cdk10, whose product is annotated as cyclin-dependent kinase 10. Gene Ontology annotation, cellular component: nucleus. Lineage: Eukaryota; Metazoa; Chordata; Chondrichthyes; Rajiformes; Rajidae. Bases 9 to 1160 code for a protein of 383 amino acids. Gene Ontology annotation, biological process: protein phosphorylation; regulation of mitotic cell cycle. The record is from RefSeq and is a predicted model, not a curated record. Gene Ontology annotation, molecular function: cyclin-dependent protein serine/threonine kinase activity; ATP binding. The transcript is spliced from 13 exons.
GUUGCGCCAUGGUUGGCCAUCAGUGUGCAAACCCCGGGAUGGCCGCCGCUCGGCCCGCACCGUCUCGCCUCUCCUCUACCAUGGGCGACGCGGCCGAAGAGCCGGAUCCGAUCAGGCUGAAGGCCUUGAAGUACGAGGGCUGCUUCACCGUUCCGCCGGAGGACAAGCUGGGAAGAAGCAGAAGCGUGAAAGAAUUUGUGAAGUUGAAUCGUAUUGGUGAAGGAACCUAUGGCAUUGUGUACCGAGCACAUGAUACGAAAACUGAUGAAAUUGUUGCUCUUAAGAAGGUUCGGAUGGAUAAAGAGAGGGACGGAAUCCCCAUCAGUAGUUUGAGAGAGAUUAACCUGCUACUUAAACUGAGGCACCCCAAUAUUGUAGAACUAAAGGAAGUAGUGGUGGGAAAUCAUCUGGACAGUAUUUUUCUAGUAAUGGGAUACUGUGAACAGGACCUUGCCAGUCUUCUAGAAAACAUGCAGUCACCAUUCUCAGAAGCUCAGGUGAAAUGUAUCAUCUUGCAGUUAUUAAAGGGAUUACAAUAUCUACACGAAAACUUCAUUAUUCAUAGAGACCUUAAGGUAUCUAAUUUGCUGAUGACUGAUAAAGGAUGCGUGAAGAUAGCGGACUUUGGGCUGGCACGUGCAUAUGGAGUGCCUCUAAAACCCAUGACUCCGAAAGUAGUAACAUUGUGGUACAGAGCACCUGAAUUACUGCUGGGGACAAAAACUCAGACUACAGCUAUUGAUAUGUGGGCGGUCGGGUGUAUCCUUGCAGAACUGCUGGCACACAAACCGUUGCUUCCUGGAAGCUCGGAAAUCCAUCAGAUUGACCUGAUUGUUCAAUUAUUAGGGACCCCAAAUGAGAAUAUAUGGCCAGGUUUUUCCAAGCUACCAUUAGUGGGGCAGUACACACUGAGGAAACAGCCUUACAAUAAUCUGAAGCACAAGUUUCCAUGGCUGUCAGAAGCAGGGCUCCGACUACUCAACUUUCUCUUCAUGUAUGACCCAAAAAAAAGGGCGACAGCGGAAGACAGUCUGGAGAGUUCCUAUUUUAAAGAAAAGCCAUUGCCCUGUGAAUCAGAACUGAUGCCGACAUUCCCCCAUCAUCGUAACAAACGAGCUGCGGCCAGUGUGGAAAACCAACCAAAACAUCCAAAGGUGUGACACAUUGAUUUGAUGCACAAAUCCACCUUGAAUAUGGAACUCCCUCACACUCAUGUUAGCCGUCUUUUACGUUUGUUGCAUUAGAUAUCCAUGCAGAAGUUAGACGGGACUGUAGAACAUAUCCUAGGACUGUAACAACACUGCAGGGCCAUUUUAAGAUUAAGUAUAUGGUUCACUCCUGUGGAAAUAUGUCAAACAUCUGUUUCAAAAUUUUCACUAAGCACUCUUUUUUCUUACACUUAUUGUUUUCAAAAGCAUUCAAAGAAAUAGUCAUAAUUUUGAAUGUUAAAUGUCAGUUGAAGAUGACUCUAAAAUAGCCUAGAAUUUUCAAAAAUAAAUGAUUUCCACAAUGUA